This is a messenger RNA of Miscanthus lutarioriparius, 393 nucleotides long. NCBI's taxonomy places the organism in Eukaryota, Viridiplantae, Streptophyta, Magnoliopsida, Poales, Poaceae. The record is from the annotation of a GenBank genome assembly.
AUGCUGGGCGCCGUCGUCCGUGUCCCGGGCCGGAUCCUGCUGCCUCUCCUGCCCGGGCCGACGCGCCCUCUCCGCCGCCGCCGCCGCCACUGCCUCCAGCCCGAGACGCCCAUGGCCUCGGCCACCCCUCGCGACGGCGGCACCGCGAAGCCCGACGCCGCGCCCGCUCCCGCUCCCGCUCCAGCGCCCGCGCCAACGCCGCUGCCGCUGCCGCCCGAGAAGCCUCUCCCAGGCGACUGCUGCGGCAGCGGCUGCGUCCGCUGCGUCUGGGACAUAUAUUUCGACGAGCUCGACGCGUACGACAAGGCCCUCGCCGCCCACGCGGCCUCCUCAGGCUCCGGCGGCAAGGACGACUCCGCCGAUACCAAGCCCAGCGACGGCGCCAAGUCCUGA